AUGGAGGAUCUCAUGCACCAGGUGGCAGAACGGGUAGAAGCCCUGGGGCAGUUUGUCAUGAAGACCAGAAGGACCCUGAAAGGCCAUGGGAACAAAGUUCUCUGCAUGGACUGGUGCAAAGAUAAGAGGAGGAUCGUGAGCUCAUCCCAGGACGGGAAGGUCAUCGUGUGGGACUCCUUCACUACUAACAAGGAACACGCAGUCACAAUGCCCUGCACCUGGGUAAUGGCGUGUGCUUACGCUCCAUCCGGAUGCGCCAUCGCCUGUGGUGGCCUGGAUAAUAAGUGUUCUGUGUACCCACUGACCUUUGACAAAAAUGAAAACAUGGCUGCCAAAAAAAAGUCUGUUGCCAUGCACACCAACUACCUGUCAGCCUGCAGCUUCACCAACUCUGACAUGCAGAUCCUGACGGCGAGUGGCGAUGGCACGUGUGCCUUGUGGGACGUGGAGAGCGGGCAGCUGCUGCAGAGCUUUCACGGGCACGGUGCAGAUGUGCUCUGCUUGGACCUGGCUCCCUCAGAAACUGGCAACACCUUCGUAUCUGGGGGAUGUGACAAGAAAGCCAUGGUGUGGGACAUGCGCUCUGGCCAGUGCGUGCAGGCCUUCGAAACACACGAAUCUGACAUCAACAGUGUCCGAUACUACCCAAGCGGAGAUGCCUUUGCUUCAGGAUCAGAUGAUGCUACGUGCCGUCUUUAUGACCUCCGGGCAGACAGGGAGGUCGCCAUCUAUUCCAAAGAGAGCAUCAUAUUUGGAGCAUCCAGCGUGGACUUCUCCCUCAGUGGUCGCUUACUGUUUGCUGGAUACAAUGAUUACACCAUCAACGUCUGGGAUGUUCUUAAGGGAUCCCGAGUCUCCAUCCUGUUUGGCCAUGAAAACCGAGUUAGUACUCUCCGUGUUUCCCCUGAUGGGACUGCCUUUUGCUCAGGAUCAUGGGAUCAUACCCUCAGAGUCUGGGCUUAAUCAUCUUCUCACAGUGCACACAUAGGUACCUAGGCAUAGAAUUUGAAAGUGUCACAUGUUAAUAUCUUACUUCUGAGAGACUCUGAGGGCUUGGUGCAACUCAAAGGGAGCAACUCCAGGACUGAAAGUUGACAGUAUCUCCAACGUUACCAUUAAAACUGCCACCUAGAAAAGAUUCCGCCGUGAGCCCCAGCACUCGGAGAACACCCGCAAGUACAGUGUCUUUCAGUUUAAGCACUUUUUAAAAUGUAUUUAUUUUUAAGGUUGUUUUAGUAAUACUCUGUUCCCAACAGAAUUCAGCAUUUUAUAGAUUGUAUACUGUUUCCUUGAAUCAAAUUUGGUUCUGGAGCACUUUAAAGCCUGAUUUUUCUCAGUGUUUGUGUGACUUUUGGAACCUUCCUUUAGACGUGCUAAUGUUAAUGGACUAUGUGAGAAGGUCUUUGUUAAGCAGUCUGUUAAGAUUCCAAACCCAAAUGUAAUUAGAUCAAAUCACUUUAUAAAAAAUGUUUUUAUUGUAAGAGAAUCUUUUUCAGUCUCACAUCCUAUUGUCUUUUUUGAGAUCAAACGUUCUCAUCUAUGUGGACCAUUAUGAACAGAGAGGUGCAUAAAAUGGAUAGGAUGUCUGAUGUCUGAAUUAUGUGAUGUAUCACUGCAUCACCUGGGCAGAAAAUUUUCUUUCCUUUGAGGGAAAAGUGGAAUGUCGUUGUGACAUAUUGCUUCUCAGAGCAACCAAAAUCUUUCUGUGUAAGAAUACAACAGUAAACUUACUGAAAAAUUGACUAUAGUAUUAGAUGUAUUAGGAUUAGUAGUAUCCACUCAGGCUACAGUGAAUCUUGUCCAUAUAAACCAUACUCAUAUUUAUUGCACUGCGAGUGUAAUUACAUAUAUAAAUUGACAGGUCUCAGAUGAUAAUGCCUUUGCUUCUCUUAUGUUGAGAAAAAUAUAACAAAAGUUAUCUUGUCUUUACUUGAGACUUCAGUGAUUCCUUUUGGAAAAUACAAGCAUGUUUGCUACAGGGUACCUUCCUUUUUUUUUUUUUAAUUUAAGUGCUUAUUCUUUGUUUUAGAAAACUCAUUCAGGAAGAUGGCAUGCAUUGAUUUGGGAAAAUAAAAGGUCACCUCAGACCAAAAUCA
Messenger RNA from Condylura cristata (star-nosed mole), 2096 nucleotides. It is a transcript of the gene GNB5, whose product is annotated as guanine nucleotide binding protein (G protein), beta 5. Gene Ontology annotation, cellular component: cytoplasm; heterotrimeric G-protein complex. Bases 1 to 963 code for a protein of 320 amino acids. NCBI's taxonomy places the organism in Eukaryota, Metazoa, Chordata, Mammalia, Eulipotyphla, Talpidae. Gene Ontology annotation, molecular function: protein binding; signaling receptor complex adaptor activity. Gene Ontology annotation, biological process: G protein-coupled dopamine receptor signaling pathway; G protein-coupled receptor signaling pathway. The record is from RefSeq and is a predicted model, not a curated record. The transcript is spliced from 11 exons.